ACAUAUCAGAAUCAACAAAAGUCUCAACUUUCUAAACAAUUUCAAGUCAAUGGUUAACAGACAACGAUAAAUGCUGAACAGUUGAACUCAACCAAUGCGGUGUUAGCAGCUCCGUUUUUAGUCUACCCGUCCAGCUCAGCCAGGCUCAUAUUAGUUUUAAAGCAUUUGUAAAUUGUAUUUAGUAGUUAAACGUUAAUCUUUUAUUUGUUCAUGUAUUUGUUUGAGCCGAUUCUUCUAAAAAAGCGUUGAAGAUUGGAAUUCGCUUCUUUGGACUUGUUUUCAAAUGUUCAAAGCGUGAUUAAACGAAACAAGCAAAAUGUCGAGUAUGAGGCAAACACCGUUAACCUGCAGCGGACACACUCGGCCUGUUGUACAUCUUCAUUUUUCUGAUAUUACGGAUUCUGGUUACUAUUUAAUUUCUGCUUGUAAAGAUGGUAAACCUAUGUUACGACAGGGUGAUACGGGAGACUGGAUUGGAACAUUUGAAGGCCACAAAGGAGCUGUUUGGGGUGUUGCAUUGAACCCUCAGGCUACUAAAGCAGCAAGUGGAGCUGCUGAUUUUAAUGCUAAAGUAUGGAAUGCUAUUACUGGAGAUGAAGUUCAUUCAUUCCAGCACAAGCAUAUAGUCAAAGCUGUUGACUUUAGCAGAGACUCUGUGUAUUUAGCGACAGCUUCCAAUGAAAAGCUUGUUCGAAUUUUUGAUUUGAAUAAACCAGAUGCUGAUCCACAGGUACUUUCUGGACACACCAAUAGUAUAAGACACGUUACGCUUUUCAAUGACGAUACACAACUCAUUACUUGCGCCGAAGAUAAGACAUUGAGAGUUUGGGACAAGAAGAGCGGCGAGGAAGUUCGAAAACUCGAUUUUCCAGCUAUUCCAAGAUCUAUGGAGCUCUCGAGAGACGGGGCGAUUCUUACGACGACUCAUGCUAAUAUUGUAACAUUUUGGGAUAGCAAGGAGCUGACUAAGAUACGUGAGAUCACAGUACCGACUCAAGUCAACAGCGCGAGCUUACAUCCUGAUAAUAGUAUCUUCGUAUGUGGAGGAGAAGACUUUAAAAUGUAUAAGUUCGACUAUAUCACGGGUAAUGAAAUUGAGUCAUUCAAAGGCCACUUUGGUCCUAUUCAUUGUGUACGAUUUUCACCCGACGGUGAACUAUAUGCUAGCGGUUCGGAAGAUGGAACAUUGAGAUUGUGGCAAACAACUGUUGGGAAAACUUAUGGAUUGUGGCGUUGCAUCGAGCAUCCACCUGCAAUUCCAGAAAAUGCCGCAUUGGUCAACAGCAAGCCAGAAGUUAUUGCCAAUUAAAAAUAGGUGGUCUAAAUAUGCUCAAAAGAUUCCUAUAUUUUUUAUUGAAAAAAAUUUUUUAAUAUAGGAUCUUGAAUCCAUGCAUAAGUUCAGACUGAUCAAUAAAAAAAUGUUUUUUCUUGAAAAAAUUGAUAGUAUUUUACUGAUAGAUCGAAUGUCUCAAUGCAGAAUUACUUGUAAAUAAAAUAUGGAAAGCUUCUUCAAGAGCUGAAAAAUGACAAUGAAUGUGUUUUUUAUAUUAAUUUAAAGCAAGUAGUAAAUUAUUUGAGGUAUGUGAUAAAAAUAUCUUUUAUUUAUUUGUAAUACGCUAGACCAACCAUU
This is a messenger RNA of Phymastichus coffea, 1630 nucleotides long. RefSeq names its product serine-threonine kinase receptor-associated protein (gene wmd). The coding region runs from base 317 to 1309 and encodes 330 amino acids. Gene Ontology annotation, cellular component: SMN complex. Gene Ontology annotation, molecular function: RNA binding; protein binding. The record is from RefSeq and is a predicted model, not a curated record. NCBI's taxonomy places the organism in Eukaryota, Metazoa, Arthropoda, Insecta, Hymenoptera, Eulophidae. The transcript is spliced from 5 exons. Gene Ontology annotation, biological process: spliceosomal snRNP assembly.